AAUGCUGCUUCAGCUGCUGGUUAUUUUUUAUCCAUUAAGGGCAGGGGGUUUGGACAUGGUACGUGUCUCAAUGCCGCCUCAUCUUCUGUUUUUCUAUACAAGAAGUGCUUCACUAGCCGCACUCAGAAUGUUAUCUUCUUCAUCAUCCACAGCCGUUUCACCAAACCCUAAUCUUGCAAUGAAACCCACAUCCGAAUUACCAUCAAAAGCCCCUAUCUUUCCUUUCUUUUCUAAUCCUAAGAUUACCAAUUCCCCUCAAAAUCUUGCACCCUCUAAGUUCUUCUCUGCAGCAAACCCUGUCCCAAUUCUGAAGGCUAAUGCUUCGAGGAUCGAGGAGGAGGUUGAAGGUGGUGGUUUGUGCUUUGACCCACAACUUGUGGUGGUUUCUUUCUAUAAAUUUGCUGAUUUCCCCGACCAUGCUGAUUUGAGGAAACCAUUAAAGCAACUUUGUGAGCAACUGCGUGUUUCAGGUGGUAUUAUUCUUGCACCUGAAGGAAUCAAUGGCAGCAUAUGUGGUAUGCGGGAUUCGGUGAAAAGUGUUCUUGCAUUCAUUCAAAGUGAUGAGCGUCUGAAUGGGCUUAGAUUGGUUGAGUCGCCCGUGAGCCCUGAGGAAGAGGCUCUUCAUCAUGGACAUACGAGCAGCUCUCCUCUUGCAGCGGGUGAGGAUGCUCCCUUUAGGUGGGAUCACGUGAGGGUGAAACUCAAAAAAGAGAUUGUUACACUUGGAAUGCCUUCUCUUUCACCCAUUGAAAGAAUUGGCAAGUACAUUAAACCGGCGGAUUGGAAUGCAUUGAUUAGUGAUCCAGAUGUUGUUGUGGUUGAUGUUCGCAAUGACUAUGAAAUUAGAGUCGGGAAGUUCAAAGGGGCAGUUAAUCCUUGUACUACAGCAUUCCGGGAUUUUCCAUCAUGGGUGGAAGAUCAUUUUAAACUUGCUGAUUCAGGAGACAAGUUGGAGUCUUCUGGUUCUGCUGGAACAUCAGAUAAGCUGACAAAGGAAAAAGGAAACAAAAAGGUUCCCCGAGUUGCAAUGUACUGUACAGGUGGAAUUCGAUGCGAGAAAGCUUCAAGUUUUCUCCUCAGUAAAGGUUUUGAUGAGGUUUAUCAUCUAGAAGGUGGGAUUUUAAGGUACCUGGAGGAAGUUCCCAAGACAGAGAGCCUUUGGGAGGGGGAAUGCUUUGUGUUUGACAAGCGAGUUUCUGUUGAACAUGGUUUGGUGCAGGGAACAUUCAAACUUUGCUAUGGAUGCAAGAAACCAGUGAGUGAUGCUGAUAUGGAAUCCCCAGAAUGGGAGUAUGCCGUCUCUUGUCCAUACUGCUUUGCAUUGAAAUCUGAGGAAGAAAAGGAGAGGGCACGCGCUCGACAAAGGCAGUUCGAGAAAUGGGGUAUCAUUGGUGGUCCAGACAAGGGCCGCAGACCAGCAAAGACGGUGGAUAUCAAUGGGCAUUCUGCUACUCAGAUGUCAAAAUCGUUAUAGCGGUAUUGACAUCCUAAGAAUUGGGACUUCUUUUGUACCAUUUUUCUUUUUGAGUACGAUUUUCUAUUUUUUGUAGGACCUAAAGUAACAUUUCUAUGAAUGGCAGCAUUUCUGGUAA
This is a messenger RNA of Capsicum annuum, 1592 nucleotides long. Its product is annotated as rhodanese-like domain-containing protein 7. The coding region runs from base 2 to 1474 and encodes 490 amino acids. The record is from RefSeq and is a predicted model, not a curated record. The transcript has 5 exons. NCBI's taxonomy places the organism in Eukaryota, Viridiplantae, Streptophyta, Magnoliopsida, Solanales, Solanaceae.